AUGCACAAGACCCGGCCUGCACCACCACCCACUGGCCAUGCACAAGACCCGGCCUGCACCACCACCACUGGCCAUGCACAAGACCCGGCCUGCACCACCACCACUGGCCAUGCACAAGACCCGGCCUGCACCACCACCACUGGCCAUGCACAAGACCCGCCUGCACCACCACCACUGGCCAUGCACAAAGGGGGCCUGCACCACCACCACUGGCCAUGCACAAGACCCGGCCAGCACCACCACCCAACUGGCCAUUGCACAAGACCCGGCCUGCACCACCACCACUGGCCAUGCACAAGCCCGGCCUGCACCACCACCACUGGCCAUGACCCACCACCACCACUGGCCAUGCACAAGAAGCACCACCACACUGGCCAUGCACAAGACCACCACCACCACUGGCCAUGCCACACAAGACCGCCAGCACCACCACCACUCGGCCAGCACAAGACCCCCUGGCCUGCACAAGACCCACCACCACACCACUGGCCAUGCACAAGACCCGGCCUGCCCACCACCACUGGCCAUGCACAAGACCCGCACCCACCACACCACUGGCCAUGCCAAGACCCGGCCUGCACCACCACCACUGGCCAUGCACAAGACCCGGCCUGCACCACCACCACUGGCCAUGCACAAGACCCCGGCCAGCCACCACCACCACUGGCCAUGCACAAGACCCGGCCUGCACCACCCACCAUUGCACCACCACCAUGGCCAUGCACAGACCCGGCCUGCACCACCACCACUGGCCAUGCACAAGACCCGACCACCACCACCACCACUGGCCAUGCACAAGAUCCGGCCUGCACCACCACCACUGGCCACAUGCCACAACCACCCUGGCCUCCACCACACACUGGCCAUGCACAAGACCCGGCCUGCACCACCACCCACUGGCCAUGCACAAGACCCGGCCUGCACCACACCACUGGCCAUGCACAAGACCCGACCACCACCACCAACCACUGGCCAUGCACAAGACCCACCACCACAUGCCAUCCCACCACCACCACUGGCCAUGCACAAGACCCGACCAUCACCACCACCACUGGCCAUGCACAAAGACCGCCCAUCACACCACACUGGCCAUGCACAAGACCCGCCUGCACCACCACCACUGGCCAUGCACAAGACCGACCUGCACCACCACUGGCCAUGCACAAGACCCGGCCUGCACCACCACCACUGGCCAUGCACAAGACCCGGCCUGCACCACCACCACUGGCCAUGCACAAAGACCCACCACCACCACCACCACUGCCAUGCACAGACCGGGGGCCCUGCACACCCCGACCACCACCACCACCACUGGCCAUGCACAAGACCCGACCAGCACCACCACCACUGGCCAUGCACAAGACCCGACCAGCAGCGACAGAGGACCCAGCUAGUUCGAGCGUAACGACCUGGUUAUGCGGGAGAAAGGGAGAGACUGGCAAGCAGGCGGAGAGCGAAAGUAAGAUGCUGUCCCGGCGAGAACGUAAGAGGAAGCAUGAUAACAGUGCAUGGAAUAUUCAGAGGGAUUUGUGCGGAGAGCUUAAUUUAGAAAGAGCAAACACGUGGUACGAACGUAAACCGGAGGGACUUACGAGGAAAGGAAAAUAUCAAAGUACUGUGGGAUUGACUCACUCGGUGCGACCAUGA
Penaeus vannamei (Pacific white shrimp) is the source of this 1647-nucleotide messenger RNA. The record is from RefSeq and is a predicted model, not a curated record. Lineage: Eukaryota; Metazoa; Arthropoda; Malacostraca; Decapoda; Penaeidae.